This is a messenger RNA of Spodoptera frugiperda (fall armyworm), 1095 nucleotides long. RefSeq lists its product as uncharacterized. Bases 160 to 981 code for a protein of 273 amino acids. The record is from RefSeq and is a predicted model, not a curated record. Lineage: Eukaryota; Metazoa; Arthropoda; Insecta; Lepidoptera; Noctuidae. The transcript is spliced from 6 exons.
ACGCAUCGAAGACAGAUAAAAUAAUGAACCAACCAGGGGCAAAUUAGAUGUUUUAAGCACACGACCAGCAGUAUAUAUAGAGGCAUAUUAUUACAGUGGACAUCAUAAGUCACUUGGCUACUUGAGAUUACUGUACACCUCAGGAACAAAACGGGCAACAUGAAAUUCGUACUAGUAUUGUGCCUGGUGGCCGCCGCAGUCCUGGCUGAUGAUGACAAGUACACCAGUAAAUACGACAACAUUGAUCUGGACGAGAUCCUCUCCAACAAGAGGCUCCUCACUGCCUACGUCAACUGCGUCAUGGAGAGAGGAAAGUGCAGCCCUGAGGGCAAGGAACUGAAAGAACAUCUAGUAGACGCCAUUGAGACUGGCUGCAAGAAAUGUACUGAAGCCCAAGAGAAGGGAGCAUACAAGGUCAUUGAACACCUGAUCCAGCACGAGCUGGACAUCUGGCGUGAGCUGUGCGACAAGUACGACGCCUCUGGCAAGUGGAGGAAGACAUACGAAGACCGCGCCAAGGCCAACGGCAUCGUCAUCCCAGAAUGUCCCACAAUACUCUUGGACAGGAUCCUAUUGUCUAGUGUUUGGAUUAAUAAACCUACUAAAAGUAUGAAUUUCCUCGUGUUGUCGAUUGUGGUUACGAUGGCGGCCUUCGUAGCUGCUGAAACUUACACGGACAGAUACGACCACAUCAACAUUGACGAGAUCAUUGAGAACAGGAAACUGCUGGUUCCUUACAUCAAGUGUACCCUGGACCAGGGAAGAUGUACUCCUGAAGGCAGGGAACUGAAAGCUCACAUCAAGGACGCUAUGCAGACCUCCUGCUCGAAAUGUACCGAGAAACAAAAGAAGGGUGCCAGGAAGGUCGUCAGACACAUCAGGGCUAAGGAGCAGGAUUACUGGAAGCAAAUCCUGGCCAAAUACGACCCUGAAGACCAAUACAAGGAGAACUACGAAUCCUUCCUCGCCGCUGAGGACUGAGAGGUCAACAUAAAAUAGCCAUUUGUUACAAAUUUUACCAAAUUAUACUGCACGUUGAAGAAAAUUAAGUCGAUUGUAUAAAGUAUUGUAGUCUAAUAAAUCAUCAGAAACAAA